Molecule: messenger RNA, 1856 nt
Organism: Dioscorea cayenensis subsp. rotundata (Guinea yam)
Lineage: Eukaryota; Viridiplantae; Streptophyta; Magnoliopsida; Dioscoreales; Dioscoreaceae
Product: cytochrome P450 724B1-like
Exons: 13
Coding region: 119-1774 (551 amino acids)
Biological process (GO): sterol metabolic process
Molecular function (GO): heme binding; monooxygenase activity; oxidoreductase activity, acting on paired donors, with incorporation or reduction of molecular oxygen
Source: RefSeq, a predicted model, not a curated record
AAGGCGUUUGUUGACAGUGGAGCACAAUCUACAAUAGUAUCGAAAAACUGUGCCGAACGCUGUGGAUACAAGGGAGUUGCGGUCGGAGUUGGCCAGUCAGAGAUACCGGGUAGGAUACAUGUUGCCCCAAUCAAGAUUGGCCAUCUAUUUUACCAUUACUUUUUCACUGUUAUGGACACCCCAAAUAUGGAUCUUCUGUUUGGACUGGUGUAUUAUUGAUUUGAAGGAGUGUUUAAAGAGUGGGUGGUGGAGAGGUUUCAAUGCCAUUUUUGCAAGGAAGCUCAUUGAAGGGCAUUGGAACAUGAGAAUGAUGGUUGGAGUGCCGGUGUUUCUCUCUUGUGUUUUGCUGCUGUUACUUGCCCUUCUUCCCUUGGUUGUGCUCUUCUUUCACUUCCUCCCUUUGUUCUUGAACUUUAGAGCUAGUAUUCCAAGUGGGAUUUUUGGCUGGCCUUUAGUUGGUGAAACCUUGAGCUUUUUAACUCCCCAUGCUUCUAAUUCUCUUGGUGCUUUCUUAGAACACCAUGUCUCAAGAUAUGGGAAGGUGUUCAAGGCUCAUCUGUUUUGCACUCCAACAGUGGUGUCUUGUGACCAAGAGCUGAACCAGUUCAUACUUCAGAAUGAAGAGAAGUUAUUCCAGUGUAGCUAUCCUAAACCCAUCCAUGGAAUUCUAGGCAAGUCCUCCAUGAUAGUUGUUGUAGGAGACACUCACAAGAGGCUAAGGAACUUGGCCUUAACUCUAGUCACCACAACAAAAUCCAAACCUUCUUAUCUCUACGACAUGGAGAGCAUAGCCAUUCAUGUCUUGAACUCUUGGAAGGAUAAAUCCAUUGUUUUCUUCUGUGAAGAAGCUAAAAAGUUCACUUUCAGUGUAAUUGUGAAACAAGUGCUUGGUUUGUCACCAGAUGAGCCACAAACUAGUAAAAUACUUGAAGAUUUCCUUACUUUUAUGAAAGGCUUCAUCUCUUUUCCUUUCUACAUCCCUGGCACUUCUUAUGCAAAGGCUGUUAAGGCUAGAGCAAAAAUAUCUUUCACAGUGAAAAGCAUAAUGGAGGCAAGAAGAAGAAAGCAUGGAGAGGAUUCAGCAAAGCAACAGCAAAAGGGUGAUCAUUUCCUUGAUGUGCUUCUCUCUCUCACUAACUUAUCUGAAGAUGAGAAAGUUAGCUUUGUGCUUGAUUCCUUAUUUGGUGGCUAUGAAACCACUUCAGUUUUGAUGUCCAUGGCUGUCUUUUUCCUUGGCCAAUCUCCAUUAGCUUUACAACAACUCAAGCAAGAACAUGAAGAAAUAAAGGCCAAGAGAAACAAGGAUGAAUAUUACUUGUCUUUAGAGGACUAUAAGCAAAUGGAGUUCACUCAAAAUGUGAUUAAUGAGGCCUUGAGAUGUGGAAACAUUGUCAAGUUUGUUCAUAGAAAGGCUCUCAAAGAUGUCACCUUCCAAGGACAUUUGAUUCCAGCUGGUUGGAAGGUCCUCCCUGUAUUCAGUGCAGUGCACUUGGACUCAUCACUUCAUGACAAUGCACUAGAGUUUCAUCCAUGGAGAUGGGAGAAGCAAGGUCAAAUGACAUGCAAGAAGUUUACUCCUUUUGGUGGUGGGCCAAGAAUAUGCCCAGGCUUUGAACUUGCCAAAGUAGAGACUGCCGUUUUUCUCCAUCACCUUGUUCUCAAUUUCAGAUGGAAACAAGAAGGUGAAGAUUGUCCCAUUGCUCAUCCUUAUGUGGAGUUCCCUAGAGCACUUCCAUUAGAGAUUGAACCAAUUCCAAUGGAAUCAUCAUUUUGAUGAGAUCUUAUUCUUUUUGCAGUGUGAGAGCCAAGAUGAUGUAUUAAGUUCAUUAAUAUAUAUAUAAAUAUAUAUUAGCUUU